Messenger RNA from Prinia subflava (tawny-flanked prinia), 5012 nucleotides. RefSeq names its product shisa like 1 (gene SHISAL1). The transcript is spliced from 5 exons. Lineage: Eukaryota; Metazoa; Chordata; Aves; Passeriformes; Cisticolidae. The record is from RefSeq and is a predicted model, not a curated record. Bases 586 to 1185 code for a protein of 199 amino acids.
AUAUAAUGCUCUUAAAACUGAACGCACAAGUAAUCCCCGGUGCCCUCGUAACGACUGGGAGGGGAGGGCUGCGUGCGGGAAGGGGGAAGAAGAAGAGGAAGAAGAGGAAGAGGGGAGCGGGGCCAGGUCGUAGCCGGGCAGGGACCAGCACCUGGCUGGGAGCCCUGGGGAAGCCGCCGCACUGUCGCCUGCUGGCCCAGCCGCCCGCUGGCUGGUGACAGAGCCCAGUCUGCCCGGGGAAGCCGAGCCUUGUGCACCGCAGAGCGGCACGGCACGGCACGGCUCCGCUCCGGCCGCACCGCCCUGCCAGCGCCCCCUCCCUCCCUCAUCCCCUCCCUCAUCCAUCCCCUCAUCCAUCCUCCCCCCGGCUCAGGAGGGCGGGCGGCGGCCACGGCAGUGCCGGCAGUGCGUCCCUCCCCGGGGAGCCCCGCAGGAGGAGGAGCAGGGCAGGGGCAGCGCCCCGCGCCCCGCCAGGGUUCACCUCCAUCGGUGAUGCUGCCAGCGCUGCCGCGUCCACCCCCGUUCCCGGAGGGCGCGGCCGGGCUUUCCUGAGGUAAUUCUCUAAUGGACCAAUGAAAGCCAACGAUGACAAGUUGUGGUCAACAGUCCUUGAAUGUGCUGAUGGUUCUGCUCUCAUUACUCCUGUCAGCAGUGUUGUCCGCGCAUUUCCGGGUCUGCGAGCCCUACACGGACUACAAAGGUCGCUACCACUUCGGUUUUCACUGCCCCCGUCUUUCUGACAACAAAUCUUACAUCUUUUGCUGUCACCAUAACAACACAGUGUUCAAAUAUUGCUGCAAUGAGACAGAAUUUCAGACUGUUAUGCAGAUGAACUUAACGGGGAAUGCAGAUGGAUAUAUGCAUAACAACUACAGCGCGCUGUUGGGAGUGUGGAUCUAUGGCUUUUUUGUGGUGAUCCUACUGAUCCUGGACCUUUUAUAUUACUCCUCAAUGAACUAUGAUAUUUGCAAAUUCUACCUGGCCCGCUGGGGAAUCCAGGGGAGGUGGAUGACACAGGGACAGAGCCGAUGGAUUAACCCUGCUCAGGACCCAAGACAGACACAGCCUCAGCCAGAGACACAGCCUCAAACUCAGCCCCAGCCUCGGACAUCACAGACAGUACACACUUUAAAAGGAGAUGCUUUAAGCCCACCCCUGGUGUCUUUUCAGAGUUCAUCUGCCUGAAAAUUACAUUGAUGUGCCUCAAGAUGGGAGAGGUAGGACCAGACUUCAAGGAGCAGCUUUCAAGAAAAUCAACUCAGUUACAAGAGCUGAAAAAAUUACGGAUAAGCAGGAGAGAGAAGGACUACAAGAGGAAGACUGAGCAAGUCACCUGAAGACAGACACCAUUCAAACAACUUCUACAGGCAAAUGAUACAGGAAGAGUCUCCAGGAGAAAGUAGUCUGUAAGCAAUAUUUUAAUUCUAGACUGACACUAUUAUCUCUGAAAGGAAGCACCAUAUUUGUGAAAAUGCUCAGUAGGAGGAAAAUUAAGUUGCUCUAGCAAAUCCAAACAAAGUUGGAAAACGACCACAAGACAAACCUUUGGUAGAUAACUUUUCUUUGCCUCCCCAUCCAUCAAUUGCCAUUUGAGCCUAAUCUCAGCCUAAGUGUCAGAAUCCUGAAUGUGAGUUUUUCCAAAGUUCUCUGGUGAACAUUUUGUCACAAUAGGGUAGAUGCUGGCAAUCCACAUCACUGUUAUUCAUGUUGUCCUGUGCAUUGCAAAGGUAAGCAGAGCCCUUUCAUUGAGUCAGACUGCAGGGUAGCAAUCCCUUCAACCAUAAUGCACAUCUUGAGAUCACUGGCAAUGAUUCUGCUAAGACAUCCGAGCCCAUCUUAAAUUCAGGUUCUUGAAGAGGGCAACUUUAUUAGGAUGCGACAUCAUUCCACCCCCAUACUCCUUGAAGCUGAAAAAGAGACAGAAAAAACCCCCACAAACUGUGUGUUUCAAAAGCAAUAAUACCACUGUCCCCUUGCUUUACAAGGCAAUAGUCCAGUUCCCUCAGUGUGACUGGCUGCAGGGUUUACCCCACACAAGUCUCAGAAUCCAUUUGAAAGCCAGAGAGGGAAUGGCUCUGCCACAGCAGCAUGUGGAGCCCUUGAUCACUGGGGUGCAAUAGGUUGACAUAACUUUCCACAGGACAGGGUUGUUUUAAAAUCAUACAGUGUCAAUCUCAUGAGCAAAUCCUGUGAAAUUCAGGUAUUUAAGAUAUUUGCAGGGAGAGCCUGGCAGUGACAGCCAAAGUGAGAGGAGUUCACCUGGAAAUCAUAACACAAAGCCACGAUAAUGCCAAUGUAAUCCUUCAUGUCUAAUAUUUUGUCCUGCAAAUCUCAGUAACUUUAAAAUACCCAUACAUUUUACCAGGUAAGCACAACAUGAGGAACACCUUGUUAAUGAAUAUGUAAAUGUUCCUUUUGUACCUCUUUGGCUGAAUGAAUUUUAGUCUUCUGUUGAACUCAAAGGGGACCCUCUUCUCAGUGAUUUGAGUUAGUUCACGGCUACUGGAGUUCAGGAUGGUACAUGACUAAAACCAUGAAGGAAUAAAUAGUGCUGGAGGAUCCAACAGGGCUGGAAACCACAGGAGUGGAAGCCCAGUGUUCAAAUAAACCCAAUCUGACUAGCACACCAACAUGCACAUGCCCCCUUUUUUUUUUUUUCUGUAAACUAACUAAACAUGCUGGCUAUCACUGAGUAAGGGCAGACAGUGCCUAAAAGAAUAAAUUCACAGUGUCAGUGCCACCCUGCAGGCAUUAAACCCCAUCCUGUCCUAGGAAAGCCUGAAGCCUGUCCCACUUUCAUCACAGAAGCUCCUGCACACCCCCUCAGCUUGCAGAGGCCUAAGGGAGCUGCCACAGUGCCCCUGAGGUGUUACACCUGGGCCACACCUCAAGAACUCUCCAAGAAAAGCAAAGGAAGCUGAGUAGCUGGAGGUGAUGCCAUCCAUCAUGCCUCCCCCACACUUCCUUGUUGGCUCCAAGAUCCAUAACCCCUGCAGACACCCAAAAAAAUAUCCACAGUAACCAGUGUGCCACUCUGCACAAACUGCUUGGUCCUUUUACCUUCUCCCAGCACCCACUUUCAUUGUGAGGAGAUAACUGCCACAGAGAGCUUUGGAAAAAGCUUAUGUUCAUAAAGGAAUUUGUAUUAGAUACUGGUUUGUGUGACUUACUGUAUUUUGUAAGGGUUUUUUUCCCUUUGGGAAUUGUGCGUUAUUAAUGAGCAGUUUUAUGCUUUACUUCUAGUACAUGUAUACCUUGUAAUGGAUGUGCUUUUUGUUUGUUUGUUUUCUUUUAUUCUCUAUACAGAGCCAGUUAAUAUUAGAUACCCUCUGGCUGAAAUUCUGAUUUUGCCAACCAAUUAAUUUAUGGAUAAAUCCAUGUUGUAGCUGGUGAACAAUUUUUCAUCAAUUGUGUUGUUAUAAUCACCUGAUAGUCUCUCUACUUUGGCAGAAUAAAAGAUCCUGGAUAAGACUAAUCUUAAUUGGGCCUUAAAUUAAAGGGAAAUAGUGCCCUACGUAUUUCCCUACCACCAUUUCUAUCAGCCCUUCUUCCUUGGUGUUGGGACAUUGGAAAAGAGCACUGGCUACACAAACAGCCACCUGAACACCUCUGUAGCUGUGCUCUGAUAUCCCCCUGCAUUUACUUAAUCAAAACUAUGGUGGACCAGAUAAAUUGCAAUGAACUUUUCAGUUAUUUCUGCACAGAGAUCGGUUCAAAUGCAAUCCUUCUCCAAAAGAAAUGAUCUGGACUAAAAUAAUUGUAUUUUCCUCUAUGUCCAUCCUGGUAUGUUUGUAAAAACAAGGGGUCUGAAAUUAACACUUACAAAAGUGCAUACAUUACACCCCCUAUGUGACAAUGGCAGCUAUCUCAGUGGCUGUUUGUGACCUUCCUGCUCCAGAAGCCUCUUCCCCUGUCCAAAUCAUUUCCUCUCUUCUGUUUCACUGAGAACUGUGUCCAACUUCUUAGUAAUUGCUGUGUGUAAUGUAGGACAUAAAAAGAUAAGUUAUAAAGCUUGCGCAGGACUUGGUGUUGUAAUUUAACCAUCUUUCGUGCCUGGUUAUGGAUUUCACAAAAAACAGAGUGAAAAUAAUCUGGCCUCUUAAUGUAUAAUUCAGCAUAUUGUAGCAGCUAUUUUAGACACCUGUUUUUUACAGUUUACCACAGCUGUGAUUUCUGUAUGAGGACUGUCCACUUGAAGAAGAGGUGAAGUUCACACAUCAGAACGAUUUUCUAAAGUCAGUUCUAUUCCACCGCCUGUGACUGUGUAUGGAAAGUAAAGCAACAAAAACAAAACCUCAACCACUGGCUGGCAAGAAACACCUUUUUUCAGCCUCAGAAGUUCUCUUCUGUCAGACAGGCAUUUCUUCUAGUCCUCCUUUUACAAAAGUAGUAAAUUACUAAGAAGAUAAUAUAUAUACAGUACAAUAGGCUACUUUGAUAGUCAGCAGACUAUUUUAGGCUAAUUAAGCUAACUAGAAAUUCUAGGGUUGCAGUGAUUUCUCUUUACUGAUACAUUGAUGAUAAUACUGUUUACAAAACACUUGAUGUUUGAAAUCAAUACGUGCCAGUGUCCAGUGAUUUGCUAAUCUAGUUUCUGGUCUAAUCCUGUCCUAUUUUUUGCAGCAUUCUCUGACUUCCUAUUAUGAAUCAUGUUGUCUUUCUAAAGUGAUUGCCAAGUAAACCAAAAAUGUGUUUUACACUGCUAUUGCACUGCUCUCGUCUUUAUAUACGGUAGUUUUUAUAAAGAUGUCCUUAGGUUUUAAUAAAUGAGUGUAACGUAAACCAAUCUCUGUAAUAAAACUUGCUUUAGUGUUUCAAAGCCUGUCUGGAUUAGCUGCAGAGAUUUGAGCUUCCGAGUGUUUCAGUAGCUUCAAAAUUCGUGUCUUCCUUUCCAUGUGCAGGAAAUCCCCAGAACUCCACAGUCUGUACAAGGGUGAAAUGAAGGGAGCGUAUUUAACCCAGAGAAUGGAUCCCCAAGAAGCCAAACCACCCCACAAAAAAAAAAAAAACAA